Messenger RNA from Saimiri boliviensis boliviensis (Bolivian squirrel monkey), 2846 nucleotides. RefSeq names its product epithelial mitogen (gene EPGN). Gene Ontology annotation, biological process: positive regulation of cell population proliferation; positive regulation of mitotic nuclear division; epidermal growth factor receptor signaling pathway. Lineage: Eukaryota; Metazoa; Chordata; Mammalia; Primates; Cebidae. Gene Ontology annotation, molecular function: epidermal growth factor receptor binding; growth factor activity. The record is from RefSeq and is a predicted model, not a curated record.
ACCAGGGUUUCAAAAGAAAACUUGAUCACGUUGCUAGAUAAAACAGGCAUCCUAAACAAGUGUGUGAAUGCCCAGAGGCUUUCUGCUGCUGCCAGAAGUACAUACUUUUUUGAUUGGUAAGAACUGCCAGAUGACGCUUCAUGAAAUAUAAAUGCAACAAAGACUCAGAGAGCUCAAUAAAAACCUUCCACCCGUCAGUCUGGAAGGAUAAGAGAAAGAAAGUUAAGCAACUACAGGAAAUGGCUUUGGGAGUCCCAAUAUCAGUCUAUCUUUUGUUCAAUGCAAUGACAGCACUGACUGAAGAGGCAGCCGUGACUGUAACACCUCCAAUCACAGCCCAGCAAGGUAACUGGACAGUUAACAAAACAGAAGCUGACAACAUAGAAGGACCCAUAGUUUUGAAGCUCUCACAUGCUUGCCUGAAAGAUCAUAACAGCUACUGCAUCAACGGUGCUUGUGCAUUCCACCAUGAGCUAGAGAAAGCUAUCUGCAGGUGUUUUACUGGUUAUACUGGAGAAAGGUGUGAGCACUUGACUUUAACUUCAUAUGCUAUGGAUUCUUAUGAAAAAUACAUUGCAAUUGGGAUUGGCGUUGGAUUACUAUUAAGUGGUUUUCUUGCUGUUUUUUACUGCUAUAUAAGAAAGAGGUGUCUAAAAUUGAAAUCGCCCUACAAUGUCUGUUCUGGAGGGAGACAACCACUGUGAGGCCUUUAUAAAGAAUUUUCAUCAAGGUGUCUGCAGAGAUCAGUGGGCUCAAAAUUAAAGUUUUCAGAUGAAACAACAAAACUUGUCAAGCUGACUAGACUUGAACAUAAUAAAAGGUGGGAUCACAGUGAAAUGAGGUGAUGAAAUUCAGCGUUGGUCUGUAGACUUUCCCGUCAUGAAGAAGUGAUGGAAGCCAAGUGAACAAGCUGCAGUGGCAGAAGUCAAGUUUAUAGUUUCACUCUUUUGUUGUUGUUGUGUGGUUAUUAUUCUCACUACAGAAAGACUGAGUUUCAUGCUCUUGGCUGUGUCAGGUAUGAAUUUUCAUGGGACUAAUAAUCAACUUUGCAGCAAGCCAAAGCAAUGCCUCAUUUGGAUUCUUCAUGUUCUUACUACCCAGCGUUUUUUACCACCUAGAUAGGCCUCUCUAAGUCUAUUUGCUCAAUGAACCUUAUCCCAAACUUGUUUUCAUGGUGGCUAAAAGAAUGUGAUGUCAGCUUUUAGAAUGAAAUCAGUGUUAAGGUACCUCCAGUGAACCAAACACGUGUCUUAAAUCUAAGCCACUGAAAAGAGAAUGGAAUGUCCAAGGCAAAUACAAAUCAUACACAGCUUGUGACAAACAUACAGCCUUUAUAUGUGAAAUAUGGAAUAAGCUAAAGAGUUUCUGAAGACUGAAGUUCUCUGGAUAUCAAGUCUGGAGUAGGCAAAGGAUCUCCAUUUCUACAUAGAUUAUAAAACUUUGUGUUGGACUCAUUGGUCCAUAUUGCUUUUGUUCAUCCUUCCUCCAGUUAUCUGUGGAAUUACCUGGUAACCAUUCAUUUGGACAGAAAUCCUUGAAGUCUCCUACCGAAUAAAAGUUUACAAUUGGCCCUAAAAUAAAAACUGAAGAACAGAACAUAGAAGUUUUUCACCAGCCCACAGCAUGUGAAAACUUUAUCAUUUUUGAACACUUGUUAACAAAUUUGCACAUAGAGGGAGAGGAAAAAAUGGAGUCACAGUUGAAACAACUAAGAAUCAGUGUCCAGGCUGAGCGCGGUGGCUCACUUCGGUACUCCCAGCACUUUGGGAGGCCGAGGCAGAUGAAUCACCUGAAGUCAGGAGUUUGAGACCAGCCUGACCAACAUGGUGAAACCCUGUCUCUACUAAAUGCAAAAAUCAGCUGGGCGUGGUGGCACUGGCCUGUAAUCCCAGCUACUUGGGAGGCUGACUCAGGAAAAUCUCUUGAACCCGAGACAGAGGUUGCAGUGACCCAAGAUGGCACCCCUGCUCUCCAACCUGGGUGACAAGAGUGAAACUCCAUCUCAAAAAAAAAAAAAAAAAAAAAAAAAAUCAGUAUCCUUCCUCUUAGUUUUAUUUAUGCCAUUUAAUUCGAAUAGUCUUAUGCAGGUUGCUCGAUUUAUCUGGGCUUUUGUUUCAUUUUCGACAAGGCCCUUGCAGCUCUAAAACUUGACAAUGAAAAGAAGAAAAUGUUUUUCCAAAUCUGUAGUGCCAGUGAAAUCCUCAACAUCAGCACAUUGAGAUGGAUCUCAACCCCACCUCUAACCCUGAAACACACCACUGGAUAUUAUCUUAGGUGUAUAUUUUAGUUUGUAAAAUAAUAAUUUAUUGUUAAAGGAAAUAUAAAAUAUUAAAGAGUAAUAAUAGCUGUCAUUUUUUAAGGUUCAACUUAAAACAAUGCCUUCUUUUUUUUUCCAUUUGUGAUGUAGAUAAGCAAGACAUUUUUGAUCACGAGUGGUGAAAAGAGGAUCAAACUUGACUAUUUUUGCAAUGGCAGUCCAGCAACAAGCCUUUCAUUUACAUUAAAUUAUAGUUUUUUAUUCAUUCUUAAACCAAACUUUAAAUUCUGCUUUCCUUUGAGUAGAAGGUAUUUAACUUGUUUUGUUUUUCCUUCAGAAGAAAUUUAAUGCAAAUGGAUUGCAGUCAGCACUUUCUGAAUGUUUUCACACAGUAUGCAAAGCUUACAUCAUACCAAGGAGUGGGGCAAUGAAGUUUCCUCCCAGUGACUCCAGUGACAGACCACACCUAGAAAGCGAUUCUCUUCCUGAGUAUUUCAAAAAGAUAUAAAAGAACUGGGGAGAGUAUGGGAAGAAACAAUACAGGGUUGCUUGUAAUUAACUAAGAACUGCCUCCUGACACAAGGAAAAA